AUGGAGGCGACCGCACUGAGUGUUGGCAAGUCCGUUUUGAGCGGGGCGCUUGGCUAUGCCCAAUCAGCUGUGGCCGAGGAGGUGGCUCUGCAGCUUGGCGUCCAGCGUGACCACUCCUUCAUUACAGACGAGCUCGAGAUGAUGCAAGGUUUCCUGAUGGCCGCACAUGACGAGCGGGAUGACAACCAGGUGGCGAAGAUCUGGGUGAAGCAAGUCCGCGAUGUGUCCUAUGCUGUCGAGGACUGUCUCCUGGAUUUUGCUGUCCGUCUUGAGAAGCAAUCUUGGUGGCGCAUCCCUCGCACGCUGCUAGACCGACAUCGUGUGGCGAAUCAGAUGAAGGAGCUCAGAGCCAAGGUGGAGGAUGUCAGCCAGAGGAACAUACGCUACCGCCUCAUCAAGCGCUCUGGUUCCAUGCCUACCUCUGACGUUGGGCAGCCUAUCAUCUCCAGUGCGACGAUGUCCGCUGCCAAUGAUGCAAUGAUGUGGCUACCUAAAGCUAAAAGGGAUCUUGUCGAGUUGAUCAAUUGCAAGGAUGAUGCACUUCGAGUGAUAGCAUUGUGGGGCACAAGUAGUAGUGAGCUGGGGGAGGUGUCCAUCAUCAAAAGUGCCUAUGAAGAUCCCAUGAUACACAAGAAUUUCGAUUGUUGUGCUUGGAUCACAUUGAUGAAUCCUUUCAGUCAGAUAGAUUUCAUUCGAAGCAUUCUCAGGCAAUUAUAUGUUACUUCUCUUCAAGAGACAAGAUUAGAAGGAAAAACAGCUAUUGGGACCCAUGUUUUGAAGAUGAUGGCGACGAUGAAAGAAGAUGGUUUGGCUCAUGUGUUCAAGAGAUUCUUCAUGCAACGGACUGAUGAAGAUGGCUUGGCUUACGAGUUCAAAAGAUAUUUGAAUGACAAGAGUUACCUAAUUGUACUCAAUGACAUACACACCAUUGAAGAGUGGGAUUGCAUUAAAACUUGUUUCCCGAACAACAAGAAAGGAAGCCGAAUCAUAGUAUCCACUGAUCAAGUUGAAGUUGCAAGCUUAUGCAUAGGAGCAGAGGAUGGAACUCUAUUGCAUAAGAAGUUCCUUCUGGAUCAGUCUCUUUACGCUUUCUACAAGAAGGUUUCUCAGGAUGGAAGGAAUUCAGGUGAAAAAGGAUCCAUCUCAUACGAACCCUCUACUAGUGCUUACAGCUUGGAGACAAUGGAUACUCUAGAAGAAUCUCGUCUCAUUGGAAGAGGGGAUCAAAAAAAGGAAAUCAUCGAACGAAUCACAAAUAAAUAUCUGCACGAAUUUCAUGUGAUCUCCUUGUGGGGAAUGGGUGGUAUUGGAAAAACAGCACUAGCAAGAGAGAUUUAUCAUAGUCAUGAGAUUAGUAUCAUGUUUGAAAAGCGUGUUUGUGUCACAAUCACACAUCCUUUCAAUUCGGAAACACUCCUUAAGAGUUUAACUAUGCAAUUUGGAGUUAAGAAUGAGAAAAACUUAAGGAGAUGUUUAGAAGGAAGGAGAUAUUUGCUUGUUCUUGAUGAUCUAUCGUCCUUAGCCGAAUGGAAUGCUAUAAAACAGUAUUUGCCACAAACGGCAGCAAGCUGCAUAAUAAUCACCACAAGGGAAGAGCAUAUUGCCAAACACUGCUCAAAGAAUGGAAGAAACAUAUACAAGCUCAAGCAGCUAGGUCCUGAUGACGCAUAUACCCUCUUCACCAAAAAGGUAUUUAAGGAGCCCGUAAGUUUGGAUGAGGAUUAUCCAGCGUUGGUUGAACAAGCAAAACUAAUUAUGAAGAAGUGCAGAGGGCUUCCCCUUGCACUAAUCACCGUAGGUGGCUUUCUGGCACACCAACCAAAAACUGCUUUUGAAUGGAGUAAAUUUAAUGACCAUAUUAGUGCCAAGUUGGAGAUGGAUCCAGAACUUCUGGCCUCAAGAGUACUCCUUAUGGAAUGCAGCUAUGGUGGUUUACCCUAUCACCUAAAGGCUUGUUUCUUGUAUCUGGCCAUCUUUCCUGAAGACUACAUAAUUGCACGGAGACGCUUAGUGUGUCGGUGGAUUGCAGAGGGUUACUCAAGUGAUGUGCGUGGCAAGUCCGUGGAGGAAGUAUUGGACUGUUACUUCAUCGAACUCGUAAGCAGGGGCAUGAUCCUGCCAUAUCAACGUUCGAUUUAUAGCAGGAAAGGAAUUGACUCCUGCCAAGUCCAUGAUCUCAUUCAUUAUAUUGCCAUCUCAAAGUCUAUGGAGGAAAAUCUUGUUUUCAGAUUGGAGGAAGGGUGCAGCUUAAAUAACCAUGGCACAGUGCGUCAUCUGGCUGUAAGCAGCAAUUGGAAUGGUGACCAGUUUGAGUUUGAGAAUAUAGUAGACUUGUCCCGUGUACGAUCGUUGACAGUGUUUGGAAACUGGAGGCCAUUUUACAUUUCUGAGAAGAUGAGGUUGCUUCGGGUGCUGGAUUUGGAAGGUAAGUGGGAUCUAGUUGAUCAUCAUCUUGAGCAUAUUGGGAAGCUUGUACAUCUUAUAUUUCUUUCUCUACGUGGACAUGAUACUAUAUUUCACUUGCCAAAUUCGUUCGGGAACCUGAGGCAACUCCAGACACUAGAUAUAUCCGGUACAAGCAUAAUAAAGCUACCAAGGACCAUCAUCAAGCUUGUGAAGAUGCAACACAUUCUUGCUAGUGGCAUAGGAGAUACACGUAGUCAUAUAUAUGGAGAUGCCGAUGAGCAGUCACUGAUGAGUUUGCCUUCAUAUUCAGCAUAUUGUUGCCGAGCAUGCUUUGCACCUAAUAUUCUGGGAGAGGAUCUUGUACUUGACGAUGGUGCACAACUUAACAGGCGUGAUAUAUGCACUGCGUUCUGCUGCAGCAUAUUACCUUAUUAUGCAGCAGGUAGAAAUCCAGGUGGUGUCAAAAUGCCCAGCGGGAUUUGGAAACUAAGGGCCCUACACACACUGCGUACCGUGGACGUCUCAGCAGGGAAGUUUGUUCUACACGAUAUAAAAAAUCUCACACGGUUGCGCAAGUUAGGAGUGACUGGCAUCAACAGGAGAAAUGGUCAAGAGUUGUGUUCAUCAAUUUCUCAUCUCAGCUCUUUGGAGUCAUUGUCACUACACUCACUCGGAGAGACAGGUUUAUCGGGUUGCUUGGAUGGUAUGUCCUCUCCUCCGGAAAAUUUGCAGAGCCUCAAGUUGUACGGCAACCUGGUUAAAAUGCCGGGGUGGAUCCAGGGCCUCAAAAAUAUUGUGAAGCUGAAGCUAGAGUGGUCGAGGAUAUCAGAGCAUGAUGCGGCCAUACAAGUCCUUGGGAAUCUACCAAACCUGGUCACACUGCGUCUAUUGUGUGGCUCGUUUGUUGGUGAUGAGGUCCGUUUCAGUCUUCGUUGUGAGGCAUUCCCGAGGCUGAAGGUGCUGCAGCUGCGUUUUGUCGUAAACCUCAAGUUGGUGGGAUUUGAGGAAGGAGCUGCCCCUAGGCUCGAGCUGCUGCAGUAUUUUGACUCGAGCCAUCCCAGUGUUUCAAGGUUUGUGGAAUACUUGCAAGAUCAGCCAGCUCUCAGAGAAUGA
Messenger RNA from Triticum turgidum subsp. durum (durum wheat), 3519 nucleotides. Lineage: Eukaryota; Viridiplantae; Streptophyta; Magnoliopsida; Poales; Poaceae. The record is from the annotation of a GenBank genome assembly.